ACAUUUGCAAACUUGUGUUUUGAAUGAUGGGUUACAUUGGACAAAUGAUUAUGAUGUUUGGACAAUGUAGCAGUGAUAUAGGUGAUUUGCCUACCAUCUAUAUAGCAUUCUCUGUAAAAUGAAGUUCUAGAUUGUCUGGCUUCGCAUGGCUUCGUAUUAGCUUUCAAUGGCGGGAGGAUCAGAUGAUUACGUGCAGCAUGAACUCAAUGACUGGGUGCAGAGAAGGUCGUUUGAACAUCCAGAGUGGUUCGAGUCCAAGUCAGUAACAAAGCAAGGAGAGCAGACUACUGUGCAACAAAUGACUUCCAGGGCAAAGCAUGAGGACAAGACGACUGGUAGCUAUGAACGCUUUACUGCAAAGCAGUCAAUGUCAAGUGGGCACCAGGUUGUGGAGAGAUCUGGGCGAGUUGGUUUCAAGGAUGUGCAGCAGAAGAGCGCGACCCUGAGGAUUGGUGAUAAGAGUGGCUAUACCGAGUACUACAGCGAGCAGAAAGUUCAGAGGGUCAACUACGACAAGAACAGCUACAACAGUGGCAACACUAGCCGAUCAAAAAACAAGUAUUAGUUCUUAGUUCCUGCACUGUUCUCUGCUUUCACUAUGAUGUUUGGAUUUGUUGUCUCUUUUCUAGAAACAAAAGUUCGGUUUGUUACUUCGUUACCACUGUUUGCUGGGUAAUGGCCUGGAUGACUAUAUAUAUAUAUAUAUAAGCUCCAAAUGCUAAUCACAAGUACUUCAUUGUGGUA
Molecule: messenger RNA, 744 nt
Organism: Camellia sinensis
Lineage: Eukaryota; Viridiplantae; Streptophyta; Magnoliopsida; Ericales; Theaceae
Source: RefSeq, a predicted model, not a curated record